UUUGGUGGAAAUUGAUGCAAAUAUUAUACAUAUAAUAAAUCACCACAAUAUAUACUAAUACAAUAAUGGGUGGACUAAAACGUCCCCUACCAACCAAAUAAAGUUUGUUACAUUUUAAAGGAUCCAUUAUCUAUAUCACUGAGUCAUAACUAAACUCGCUCUUUUUUCCAUACAGGUAGGUAUGGACGCUGAAAUGCCAGUUACACCCUCGCCAACCAUGCGUUCGGCUGUCACUGUGCCGCGCCCUGCGACUACCCCCGUAGCAGCGCCACGAACAACACCAGCAACAACUGCACCGACAGCUCCACGACGUGCCACGCGCCCAAUGCCUAUUUUAGUUUCAGAGCCGCCUCGCCUCCGCUGCCCACUCUGUAGCCGUUCGCACCGGCUGCAGCACUGCCCCAUUUUUAAGGGUAUGACACCCAAUCAACGUCAGCAGGUGGCCCAAGCACAUGGGCAUUGUUUGAAUUGUUUGGCCCAGACGCACGACACGCAGGAAUGCGUGUCCGAUAUCGUGUGCCAACACUGCGACAGGCCGCAUCAUACCUUGCUGCAUCGAAACCCAAGACGACCUGGCGCACGGCCCUCAGUACCCCGCAGCCAUGAUGCAGGCCGUCGUCCACAGCCAAGCCAUGCAGCACGACCCCGUCAACGACAAGCACUCGCCGCACCCCGUUCUUGGCGUCAGCUCAAUAGCACCUCAACACGACACCAACCCUUAAGGCCGCAUCCUCGUCGCAGGACAGGCCUCAGCAACGUCGUAGCAACGUUGCAACAACUCCAGCGACUGCUAGGCUGAACAUUCGCCUAGGGGGGCCGAGAUGGCUAAAUGAGUUCAGCUUCCCGCCCUAAUGCAGUCAACAACA
Messenger RNA from Bactrocera oleae (olive fruit fly), 866 nucleotides. RefSeq lists its product as uncharacterized. The record is from RefSeq and is a predicted model, not a curated record. NCBI's taxonomy places the organism in Eukaryota, Metazoa, Arthropoda, Insecta, Diptera, Tephritidae.